AUGAAUGCUGAUCCGUGGGCCCGUCCGAACUUCAAUCUCUGGAGUGUAAGCGCAGAACCACCAAAAAACAAACCGGUGGUUGAAUACGGGAAGCCAAACGACAAACGAUUCACCAUUCGCGUUGUCCAUGGUGGGUUCUUUACAGACUACCCAGGCAAGGCGUAUCAACAGACCAAGGUUCACUUCAUUUCUUAUGUGAACAUCGAUUUGUUAGACAUGGAGUUGCUUGGGCGUUUUUCUAGAAGCCUUGGGUAUACCAGUUUGGGGAACUGGUAUCAUAUGCCCAUCGAAGAACAGAGUGGGUUGUCAAUGGUUCCAAUACUAAAUGAUGAAUGUUUGGAACCAUUCAAGACGUUAGUUAGGGCCACCAAUUCAAAGAGAUUGAACAUCUCUAUGUUGAACACAGGCCUGUGUUUGUUCCAAACAAUUUCCCACACUUUUGAUGAACUCUCCAGCCAAACGUGUUGA
This is a messenger RNA of Lactuca virosa, 468 nucleotides long. The record is from the annotation of a GenBank genome assembly. NCBI's taxonomy places the organism in Eukaryota, Viridiplantae, Streptophyta, Magnoliopsida, Asterales, Asteraceae.